This is a messenger RNA of Vitis riparia (riverbank grape), 1615 nucleotides long. Its product is annotated as alpha/beta hydrolase domain-containing protein 17C. NCBI's taxonomy places the organism in Eukaryota, Viridiplantae, Streptophyta, Magnoliopsida, Vitales, Vitaceae. The record is from RefSeq and is a predicted model, not a curated record. The transcript is spliced from 5 exons. Bases 157 to 1320 code for a protein of 387 amino acids.
CUGGAUACAGUAGAGAGAGGGAGUGUGUGUCGAAAGAAGAGCACAAAAAGAAGAAAGGAAUGUCCAUUUCUAGAGAGAGAGAGAGCAGACAACUCUGAUUUCUAGAGAGAGAAGGUAGAGGAAGAGAGGGAGAGAGGGGGAGAGGGAGAGAGAGAGAUGGGGGGUGUGACUUCAUCCAUGGCUGCCAAGUUGGCUUUCUUCCCACCAAACCCUCCAUCCUACAAGCUAAUUACGGACGAUGCCACCGGCCUCUUGCUCUUCAACCACUUCCCCCACCGCGAAAACGUCGACAUUUUGAAGCUUCCGACGCGCCGCGGCACCGAGAUCGUGGCCCUCUAUGUGCGGUACCCCAUGGCCACCUCUACGCUGCUCUAUUCCCAUGGGAAUGCGGCAGAUAUCGGCCAGAUGUACGAGCUCUUCAUCGAGUUGAGCAUUCACUUGCGGGUUAAUCUCAUGGGGUAUGAUUAUUCUGGCUAUGGGCAGUCUUCAGGAAAGCCAAGUGAGCAUAAUACUUAUGCAGAUAUUGAAGCUGCAUAUAAAUGUCUGGAAGAAAGCUUUGGUGCGAAGCAGGAAGACAUCAUCCUUUAUGGUCAGUCUGUUGGAAGUGGGCCUACUUUGGAUCUUGCAGCUCGUUUGCCUCGACUAAGAGCUGUUGUUUUGCAUAGUCCAAUACUCUCAGGCUUACGAGUCAUGUAUCCUGUGAAACGUACAUAUUGGUUUGAUAUCUACAAGAAUGUUGACAAAAUCCCAUUGGUGCAGUGCCCUGUACUAGUGAUUCAUGGCACAGCUGAUGAAGUUGUUGACUGCUCUCAUGGCAAGCAGCUUUGGGAACUCUGCAAAGAGAAGUAUGAACCCUUAUGGUUAAAAGGGGGGAAUCAUUGUGAUCUGGAGCUGUAUCCAGAAUACAUUAAACAUCUCAAGAAGUUCAUAUCCACAGUGGAAAAAUCACCUUCCCGGAGGAGCAGUGCAAGGAGAAGUGUAGACCGGCCAGAAUAUUCCAGGAAGAGUACUGAUUGUUAUGAGGCUCCAAGGAAGAGCACAGAUCAGGCUCCAAGGAAGAGCACGGAUCAGGCUCCAAGGAAGAGCACUGAUAGGAGAGACAAACCAAGGCGGAGCACUGACAGGCCUGAAAAACUGAAACUCUAUGACUACAAGUCUAAUGAUGUUGACAAGCUUGAGAAGUUAAGAACCUCUCUUGAUCAGGUAGAGAGAUCUCGGAGAAGCGUGGAAUACAAUGAUAAGUCUCGGAGAAGCAUCAACCAACAGUUGGAAAGAGCACGGAAGAGUGUGGAUUGGUUGGACAGAAUACGUGCCGGAUAAAGAGCAUUGAGUUUAUUCUGUGGGAGGGGAAAUUAAAAAAAGAAAAAACAGAAUGAAGAAAGAAGAAAUUACAUGGCUUUUUUUUUUUUUGUUUGUUUGUUUAACUUAUGGUUUCAGGUUUGUGUGUAUUUUUGCUCUGGCUGGUUCCAGAAUGACUGUCAUGGAAUGCAGAGUUUGAUAUAAACGGAUUCAUUAUCCAUAUGAUUGUAGUUCAAUGGAAUUGCCCUAACCUCUGUCUUUCAUUGUAACCCUUUUAGAAGUAGUGUCAUUCUUCGGGUUCAGGGAUGUUUUUGUA